Iphiclides podalirius (scarce swallowtail) is the source of this 906-nucleotide messenger RNA. Lineage: Eukaryota; Metazoa; Arthropoda; Insecta; Lepidoptera; Papilionidae. The record is from the annotation of a GenBank genome assembly.
AUGGCGGCGUGUAUUGGAAUAGCCGUCCUUCUAUUGGCGGCUGUACGCCCGCGUGACCUCCCACCAACGCCACUUCCCUGCGGCUGUCCUGGGCUGCCAUACGGCUGCCCGUCGACAGCGGUGAGCCCCAUUUACGUGACCCUCCCCGCACCACCACCCAUGUACGUCACACCGCCCGCCCUGCCUCCGAUGUAUAUCGAACUGCCCAUGCCGCCCCCGAUCACUGUAUCGCCUCCGCCUUCUCCCCCGAUGUGCAUAACUCCGCCACCGCUGCCGCCCAUGACGAUCGCUCUACCACCGCCGCCUCCGAUGACAGUCUCGCCGCCCCCUCCCCCUCCGAUGUGCGUCUCACCACCACCGCUACCGCCGAUGAGCGUCAGCCCUCCGAUGCCGCCGCCUUUGAUUCUGGAGCUGCCGUUGCCGCCUCCGAUUGUGAUCGAGCUGCCGGCGCCCCCACCGAUCGUGGUUCAGCCGCCGCCCCUGCCCAGAGUGAUGAUUCAGCCGCCUCCGCUGCCGCCGAUGUCCGUGCAGCCGCCGUGCCCGCCGCCUAUGAUGGUGCAGCCGCCCCCACCGCCUCCGAUGUGCAUUCAGCCACCAGCACCGGGUCCCAUCACCGUUCAACCACCGUGCCCAGAGCCGAUGUUCGUCCAGCCACCACCGCCAUGCCCCAUCAGCGUUCAGCCACCUCCCCUACCGCCGAUCUGUGUGCAACCACCGCCUCCGCCCACUAUGUGCAUCCAGCCACCUGCUCCUGAACCCUUCUGCAUCCAACCCCCAGCCCCAUCACCAGUGUGCUUCCAACCACCACCCCCUCCCCCGAUAUGCUGUGUAGCCUCACCUCCGGCCUGCGAUUGCUUGCCACCAUGCUCCCUACUGUCAACAGCCUUACCAUCACCUAUAUAUUUA